GGUUGAUCCAACCCGGCUUCAGCAUCAAAACUCGGUUUCAAACCGGCCGACAUCCUUCGCCUCCUGACGCUCCUUGUUGUCCGUGUGCACCGGCCGGCUUCCAUCUCCGACAAAUUCCUUUUCCUCCCGAAGGGUUUACUUUUGAACGUAUGAGCGAGAUAUUGCUUCCAAAUGUUGAUAUGUUGGUUCAUGUUAGCUGGAUUAGAAUAAAUGCAGAAGGGUUUGCUUGCCACCUAUAAGAGUUCCUUUCCUUACUGAUGACAAUGUAACUGAAGAGACCUUCGAAACAAAGAAAAAGAGAAGCAGCAGCUUUAAGUGGUGAUGAGUGCAAGUCUAGUACCUCGUGGUGUUGAGCUUCCUUCUGGCUGUAAGGUCGAAUCUGCAGAGCAUUCUUCGGAAGAGAGGGCACAAAAAGCCCUAGAUUGCCCAUGUGUUGCUGACUUACGAAAUGGCCCUUGUGGGACCCAAUUUUCAGAGGCAUUUAUUUGUUUUCUGAAGAGCACUGCAGAAGAAAAGGGAUCCGAUUGCGUACAACCAUUUUUAAGCUUUCAGAACUGCAUUAAAGAAAAUCCAAAUGCAUUUGGUGAGAUUUUUUUGGAAGAAGAUGGACACAGAGAGGAUUCUGAGACGACACACAGAAGGAAAAGUGUUGACUGAAGGGUACAAAGACAACGUGACGUGGUAACAACGGGAGCUUAGACAGGGCCACUUGCUUGAACAUGAUCUUCAGUUUCUCGUUCUACAGUUCAUGUAAGGGAUGACUGGCAGCUUAAGUAAAGAUCGGUUAUCCUGCCUCUACAUCAUCUGUCUAAAAUUCUAAAUUCCUCUCUUGCUGCAAGUGGGACUCCUGCACACAUGAAGGUGGGAAAAUUCGAUUGGCACAAGAAUGGUAUUCAUAUGGAGGACAAUAAUGUAUCGGCUGUUGGGAAAUUUGAUAUUUUAGAAAAAAAAACUCAGAAAAAAAAUUUGUUGAUCAGAAAUUGCAUAUUUAGAUGCGACAUCGGCGAUCUGCAAUAAAGCCACUCAGACUGCAUUCUACACUU
Nymphaea colorata (pocket water lily) is the source of this 1043-nucleotide messenger RNA. Its product is annotated as mitochondrial intermembrane space import and assembly protein 40 homolog. Gene Ontology annotation, biological process: protein import into mitochondrial intermembrane space. Gene Ontology annotation, molecular function: protein-disulfide reductase activity. The transcript is spliced from 6 exons. The record is from RefSeq and is a predicted model, not a curated record. The coding region runs from base 322 to 657 and encodes 111 amino acids. NCBI's taxonomy places the organism in Eukaryota, Viridiplantae, Streptophyta, Magnoliopsida, Nymphaeales, Nymphaeaceae. Gene Ontology annotation, cellular component: mitochondrial intermembrane space.